AUGGUGGAUAGCUGCGAGGGUUCAGAUUUAUCUGUUGCAUCUCUUGUGAUUCCUCACUCUUUGACUUGGUUCAGAGCGUCACCAGCUGCAUGUUCACCAUGGUCUAACGAUGGGAAUUGUGACGUGGCUUUUAUAAGCUACGAGUUUUUGUGCAUUUAUAGAUUGUGUUGUGGUACGUCCGAAUCGGGUGAUGGGUACUAUUUUACUUUUCUCGACCACUUUAAGGCACAUGAGCAGAGCAUUCAUUCCGUUUCAUUUCCUGUACACUUCUCUAAUCUUCCUCCCGAGAAGUACUUUAUUACAUGCGGUAAUGACCGUUGCAUAAGAAUGUGGUCUGCCACUUCGAAUACGUAUACGUUAGACAAAGGAAUUCAACUAGGGCAAGACGCAAUCCCGAACACUUGUGCGGCUUGCAGUGUAUCAGGGCAUUUGUACAUUUUAUCUGCCAGUCUCACUGGUCAUGUUAUAGUUUGGGAGCCGAUGAGUCCUCAUUUAGCCCUGAAACCUAUGGUUAAAAAGUUCAAAAAAGACAUUGCCUCUAGCUGCAUCUGGAUGCUGCCUGCCAGUGAUACCACAAAACUCGUCGGUAUCAUCGGCUAUGAAAGUGGUGACAUAUGCGGUUACUCCUAUGAUCACAAUAACCCUGCAAAUAAGAGUCCUUUGGAUGCCCUUUUCCGCAAAUCCGCUCAUCGUUUUGAUAUCUGUAGUCUCACAGUAAUCAAUGACAUUGAAGGUGACUGCGGAUUUUUUGCCAGCGCUGGACGCGAUGCCGAUGUUAGGCUUUGGUCUGCUGCUGAUUACCAGUGCAAGUACUCGCAUCAUUUUCGGACAUACCAGAAGGGAAGUUCGAAUCCACAGGAACCAGUGACUUCACAGGGCAAGGCCUGGAUUCCUCUGGCCCCAACACGCAUUGCUUCUCAUGUUGCUCCACGAUUUCUAGCAUUUGAUCCCAAGGGUAAUUUGCACACCUUCAACUGCAUUGACAAACCACUGCUAUGCGAAUCCGCCUCACAACCGCGUCACAACGGACUUGUCUUUUCUCUCCUUGCCAUCCCCAACUCCCCAAACCUCUUCAUAUCCUUUGGCAUGGAUUCACAAAUAAUUGUCUGGAAGAAUAGCCACAAUGACUGGCAAACUCUGACCCCUGUAGCAAAUCACGUUUGCCUCUCAUCGAAAAUCAGCUCUUUAAGCCAAGGACCCGGAUUUUGCUGCCCUUUAGCCGUUGGCCUCUCCGAUGGUAACUUGCUGAUUCUCGGCAAUGUUCAGCCUCCUGCACCAAACUCGUUCAUAUCAAUGACUCGUCUGUCACCCCUCCCACCCUCGGGAGCUGCUGUUGGCAUAUCUGCUCUGGCAUGGCAUCCAGAUGCUCAAUUCGGGUUUCUCUUAGCUAUUGGGAGCAGCAAGGGCCACGUGGACAUUGUGGAUGUUAGAAAGCACCAAAGACGAGGAAGAAGUUUCAACCAGUUGGAGGGUUGUGUCUACCGCGUUGUUUGGGGUCCUUGUUUGUUCGUUUUGCCGAAAACAAAUAACGAAGAAAAUGAGAACACAGGUGGAGAGGAACGAUUACUGGUCUACGCAAUCGCAAAUGGGUCCGUCUUUCUGUUACUCUCCUCGAAGAAACCCCUCGUGGAUUUGGGGCCUAAAUUUAUUUCACUCCUGACCGACCCAUCCGACAAAAAAUUGGCUGACAUCGCUUUUCGACAGCUAGAGGGCGAAAAAGAUGUCAAAUUUUCCUGGCUGAUCGGUCUGGGUAGUGUGAACGGAGCUGUUAAUAUCCUCGGUCUUCCGCAAAACAAUGGAACGGUAGUGCCUCUUUCUCGUGUAGACAUUCAUAAAAAGUGCAUUAAUUCUAUGGUUUGGUCACACCAUAUUGGCAAGUACUUACUUGCGGUGGGAUCAUCAGAAUCCUACAUUACUAUUAUUGAUGCUACAGAGCAAGCAGUAGAUGAAGGUUCGUAUGCACAAUGUGCUCAAUUUACCAGUUGUUUCGCCGUUUUACAAGGACAUGGGACCCGCAUCUCAUCUCUCGAGUGGUCCCCGUGUGAUGCUGAUUUACUACUCUCAGGGUCUUAUGACUGUACAGCUACGGUUUGGCGAGUGGGAUUGGGCACUUCUACUGCGAUUGCUAACUACCGCAACCACCUAUCCCGUGUAUUUGUCUGCGCUUGGUCUUCUCACGACCCGGAUCUUGUUUUUACUGGUGAAGAAUAUGGAUACCUCGUGGGUUGGCGUCCCAGCGCUCAAGGAGCCACAGCUCCGCCCCCCUGCCGCAAGCAUCGAAAUCCUUGUGGCAAAAUUCCAACUCAUCCUCAGAUAAUUGUGCAGGAUGAGGUUGAAGAGGGUGCUCAACCAGAACCUGAUUUAACAGUUCCCGCGCUUCAGAAGAGACUUGAGCCCUUUGUGGGCAAAAAGCCUUCUCUUCUACCCGGUCUCUUUGCUACUUCAAGUGUCACCGACUGUUCCAUGCCAGUGCUGGAAAAUUCACCCCCAAUUAGGAUGCAAUCUCGCUUCUCCGUUGUACUUGAUUUCGUCUCCUUCAUAAAGGAUCCAUCGUUAAUUCCUGAAGAACGAAUUUUACCGGAGUUUGACUUGCUUUACGCUGGUGGGGCUUCAAGACGGCGACGUUUAGUUCGUUUUACCGAAACUGAGGCGCUAAAACACUUUUCGGCCUCUUCUAGCGGUCCUAACAGACAGUCUCGACUUGACGCCUACUUCAGCCUCCUUCUGUGGCUGGGCAGGGCUGACUUGGUGGCAAGGAAGUGUGUGGAGGUGCAGCACAUGCCUUUUUGGCUAAUGUGGGCCCUGGAGCUGAUGUUGAAGGGUUCUGCUUCACGCACAAACACUAGUUGCCUUGUGGAGAGCGAAGUGCCACAGGCUGAUAAUGCUCCUGACGAUUUUCUCAAGCACAAGAUCAUUCAGUUGAGCACCUCUAACGAGUACACCUGGGCCUCGACACUACUGGUGUGCGCGGGCCAAACCACAGAGGCGGUGCGCCUCCUCCUGCAGUGUGGUCGCGCCAAAGAGGCCCUCCUCCUCUUCCGACUGCGCCUCAACCCUGAGGCAAAUUUUGACCUCCAGUCGAGGUGUCUUGACCUCCUCGCCGAACGCCUAGCUCACACCGGACUCCCCAAUUCUGCACUCGCCUUCCUCGCCGCGGGACAGACGGAGCGGGCCGUCACAGUGGUGCGCAGUUCUGCUGCUGCCUCCGACCCUCCGCUCGACCACGUCGUUGCUCUCUGGACUGCUUCCGCCAUUCUCCCCGAUAACCUGUCUAUGGCCUUUAAGUUGGCCUACUACUGCAUCAUUUACGCAGCGAAUCUGAGCAUCGAGAAGGAACGUGGACGUUUUUUGGCUCAAUGGAGAGUCGCGCUGCCCGCUCAGGUUGAUGUAGACUAUCUGCUGAACUGUGCGAGCUUCCUACUUCUCAGUGAGUGGACUGAGGCUGUUGUCCUGCCGGGAACUGAGUUGGCUCAGAUAGUGGGUGAUCGACAACCGAGCCUGGAGGAGGCGGAGUGUGUAGCAAGUGUCGUGGUGGAUUUUGCCGCGGCGUGCUUGACCGAGGAUUCGAAGUCGCUGGAGAAAUCACAUCAGGUCUCGACCCUCAGUGUGCCUCGUGAAUCGCCUAACAUCAUAGCCAUGCCAAAACACCUUCCUUCCUACGUCAUGGCAGGCGAGUACGCGGUUCCGAAUGCACAGCUAGUGCGACGGCGCAUCGACUACCAGGAGACCGCCGAGUACCGUGUGGUCCGACCCACCGCCGGCUCCGUUAGUGCUGUUGACGGUCGUGGGGACGUCUCCGUUGGUCUACGCAAGCCUCUUACAGUCAGUACGGAGGAGUUUUCCAAAAGGACUGGUGAUGAGAAACUGUCCACUGGAACUCGGGUCUCGAUUGUCGAACCCACAGAUCGUGUGCUUCGAUCGCAAAAUCGGAGGAGUGUGAGCAUGUUACAAAGGAAUAUGAACUAUGGCAUCGAACAGGAGACGAAGACUCCAUCUACAUCAGUGCUGGAGGAGGAGGGAGAGGACAACUUUACGCCACUGGCCACUCACAGUCGCCAGGCCGCUGUCAGACGUCGUGUUACCGAAGUUGAGGAAGGGGAGCAUGCUUACCAUCGCAACGUCGAGGUCACGCCCCUCGAGGAAGACCACCCGCCACCUUCAUACAGUGGCGCUGUGAAUACAUUGACGAGCCGUCCAUGGCACCUAUCCAGUAUGCUGGGCUUGUCUGCAGAACCCUCCUAUCGCAGUCCAUCACUCCGCGCUGAAGAGGAACGACGUUGCCACUCCACUGCUGCUGACACCAGCUCCUCCUCCCACCUCACCUCGUGCCUUACCUCCCCUUUGAGGUGCAGACUAACCUCUUGCCUCCUUAAUCUUAUUGCGAUUCCGCUGGUGCUUCUACAUUACCUAUCAGUCGCCAUCACUGCCGCAGGAAAGACCGCAGCCUCCGCCCUUUCCAACCUCUACCACAGAACCACCAUCACCAGCGGCAGGGGUAGCGGUAGCAGCUCAACGAAGCACUCGCGAGUGUAUAGGAGGAACUCCUAUGAUGAGCCCGGUUUCUCUUAUGCCCAAAACGGCUCCAAAGGCGCUGGCUAUCGUGGUCAUCGCUCCCAGGACAUUACCUCUUUGUUGUGCUGUGGAAGAACUCCAAGUUAUUGCUGUCCCCUCUUCCUCCUCUUACUCCUUCUACUGGCUACUCUGGCCGGAUUUCUCUUCCGCCCGGCGGAGGUCAAUCCGGCGUUGGACGAGACUCCUUUCUUCUUCGGUCUGCUGCCUUCGGACGCGCAAUGCAUUCGCCUUGCAUUUGCUGACUCCCACGCCAAUGUUGAUGUAGGUCCGUUUCAUGCUCCGCACAAUCUCCGCUGGAACUGCCUCUCGUGGAGCAUAUGGGAACCCAGUGUUGCUGUUUUGAAACGUCAGUCCUCUGUUUGGUGGGAUUGGGUGAAAAGUCUAUUCACAUUAGACUCUUCUGUUCUUGCUCCUUCGCCGCCAGACCAUCCCUCCACUCAGGUGACAGAGUUGAAGCAAGCCAAUCAGGAUCGUUUAGACACCCACACCAAGGAAUAUGAUGUUAUCAGCACCGAUGUUAGCCGGCUACAAGCAGUCAUUGACUCACUGAAACAGCAGAUCACUCUCAUUGCCGAUAAGGUGACUGGAGAGGACGGUGAUGAUCAGCAUCGACAACGCAUCAUUGAUGACCUGGUCGAGCAGGCAACAUUCGUGUCGACGGCCUCAUUGGACGCUCGUUUACAGGAGCUGAGGAAACAACUGGAAGCGAUGAUUAAUAAAGGCGUCACCGAUUCGAUUACAUCAGUUGGUGAUCAGCAAUUCGAGCAGAUCGAGAGAUUUGAAAAGACCCUAGGGGAGUUGAGAGCACUUGUGAUGACACAAAAAUCUGAAAUGGAGACUAAGCUCAAAACCCUGAGGCAGGAGUUUGAGGCGUACAAGAAGGAGAAGGCCGCCUCGCUGGAGGCAUUGAACGCCAAAAUCGCCGGUGAUGUCGUCUCCGCUGCGGCAGAGUCACACAAAAACUUGGCCGCGCUAGAAGAGCGACUGGUUGCUGAUGUGGAGAAAAUCUCUAUCCGAGUUGGCUCCAUCGAGCGUCUUAAUAAGGAUUUAGAGCAGGCCCUUCAAAAGCUCAUCGCUGGCAAGGUUCUAGAAUCAGCCCCCUUACGGCAAACUGAGGCAUCACAAUCAGUCUCCAAGGAGCGACUGGAAGAAUUGAUUGAAGAAAUGAAAAAUACUUUCUCUGAAAAAAUCACUCUUGAUCUCAGACAGAAAAUUACGGAGGAGUUGGCUCGAACGACCGAAUCAGGUCCAAUGACACAGACGAAGUUGAUUAACCUCAUUAGGAGUACUGUUGACAAAAGACUGAAGGAGACUUUUGCAAACGCACCGCAAUCUACGACGGGGGACAUUCCAGCUGGGGUGUUGGCCCACAUAGACUCGAUUUUCGAGGUAUUUACCGCAGAUGGAACGGGUAAGGCGGAUUUUGCUCUUGAGUCGGCCGGCGGGACUGUGGUCUCCACGCGAUGCACUCGCACCUACACCAGCUUCAAGUCGGCCGUCUCCCUCUUUGGCAUCACUCUCGCCUACUGGUCACGAUCUCCCAACGAGAUCCUCCAGCCGAGCAACCACCCGGGCGAGUGUUGGUGCUUCCACGGCAGCGAGGGCCAGGCGAUAGUGCGAUUAGCGAUGCCGGUGCACGUGACUGGGGUCUCACUGGAGCACAUACCCAAGUCCCUGGCGCACACUGGGCGCAUCGACUCGGCCCCGCGGGAUUUCCUCAUCAAGGCCCUCGAGUCGGACUCCGCUCAGGAUGGUGACGUUCUCGGCUCCUUUACCUACAACGCGGAUGGCAAACCCAUUCAGUAUUUCCCUGUCAAGGCCCGCUCCGAUGGCAAGCCGACGGUAUUUGUUGAAUUGGCGAUCACCAGUAACCACGGUCAUCCGGAAUACACGUGCGUCUACCGCCUGCGUGUGCACGGACACAUAGCUACCGAGGCGGACGCGAAAUAG
Echinococcus granulosus is the source of this 6522-nucleotide messenger RNA. Its product is annotated as SUN domain-containing protein. Gene Ontology annotation, molecular function: protein-membrane adaptor activity; protein binding. Gene Ontology annotation, biological process: nuclear envelope organization. The coding region runs from base 1 to 6522 and encodes 2173 amino acids. The transcript has 19 exons. Lineage: Eukaryota; Metazoa; Platyhelminthes; Cestoda; Cyclophyllidea; Taeniidae. Gene Ontology annotation, cellular component: nuclear envelope; meiotic nuclear membrane microtubule tethering complex. The record is from RefSeq and is a predicted model, not a curated record.